ACCCACAGCCCUGCUGAUCUCGGUGCACCUGUUUUCCACAGCACCCAUGGCGCAGGUGCUGGGCAUCUCCUUCACAGCCACUGAGCUGUUGCUGGUGACCGCCAUCUUCGGCCUGGUCUUCUGGGCCAUCAGAACCUCCACAUCUCGGGUACCCAAAGGCCUGAAGAGUCCGCCAGGGCCCUGGGGGUGGCCAGUGCUGGGGCACAUUUUGACCCUGGGGAAGAACCCCCACCUGGCGCUGACCAGGCUGAGCCAGCAGUAUGGGGACGUCCUGCAGAUCCGCCUCGGAUCCACCCCCGUGGUGGUGCUGAGCGGCCUGGACACCAUCCGCCAGGCCCUGGUGAAGCAAGGUGAUGAUUUCAAAGGACGGCCAGACCUGUACAGCUUCUCUCUAGUGACCAAUGGCCAGAGCAUAGCCUUUAACCCGGACUCUGGGCCCGUGUGGGCUGCCCGCCGGCGCCUGGCCCAAGAUGCCCUGAAGAGCUUUUCCAUAGCCUUGGACCCAGCCUCCACAUCUUGCUAUCUGGAGGAGCACGCAAGCAGACAGGCCAAGAGCCUCGCAGACACUUUCCAGAAGCUCACGGCAGAGUCCGGGUGCUUCGACCCCUAUGAGCAUCUGGUGCUGUCGGUGGCCCGCGUCAUCAGUGGCAUGUGCUUCGGGGGGGAACUUCCGCAGAACAGUGAGAUGGUCACCGUGGUCACCACCAGCCAGGACUUCGUGGAUGGAGCCUCUUCUGGGAAUGCCGUGGAUUUCUUUCCCAUCCUCCGAUACCUGCCCAACCCCUCCCUGAAGAGGUUUAAAGUCUUCAACCAGAAGUUCAUCACGUUUCUGCAGAAAACAGUCCAAGAGCAUUACCAGGACUUUGACAAGGUGAGCCAUGGAUGCAGGUGA
Molecule: messenger RNA, 892 nt
Organism: Dipodomys ordii (Ord's kangaroo rat)
Lineage: Eukaryota; Metazoa; Chordata; Mammalia; Rodentia; Heteromyidae
Product: cytochrome P450 1A2-like
Biological process (GO): progesterone metabolic process; hormone biosynthetic process
Molecular function (GO): iron ion binding; heme binding; steroid 17-alpha-monooxygenase activity
Source: RefSeq, a predicted model, not a curated record